AUUGCUAGCUAUGUAGUUCAUACAAACUAAGAAAGAAAGCAAGUAAAAAGAUAUAGCCAGCAGCUUAUCAAAGAGCCAAGCCAGCUCCAUACAUAUAGUCGUCUUAGAGAGAAGAAGCAGGAAACGAUGGAGAUUGAGGGAUUGAGCAGCUAUGAGGCACUCCCACUUCUCUCCUUGAAUCAUGUUUCUUUGUUGUGCAGAUCUGUAUGGGCUUCUGUCAGGUUUUACGAGGAUGUUUUGGGCUUUGUUCUCAUCAAACGACCCUCUUCUUUCAAUUUCAAUGGAGCUUGGUUGUACAAUUACGGAAUUGGGAUACAUUUGAUUGAGAAUCCAGCCAUUAAUGAAUUUGAACCCAUUGUCGAACCUCGUCCAAUCAAUCCCAAGGAUAAUCACAUCUCCUUUCAGUGCACUGAUGUUGGGCUUGUCAAGAGGAGGCUGCAAGAAUUGGGUAUGAGGUAUGUGACAGCAGUGGUGGAAGAUGAUGGGAACCGGAUAGAUCAGGUUUUCUUCCAUGACCCAGAUGGUUACAUGGUUGAAAUAUGCAACUGUGAGAACAUCCCAAUUAUUCCACUCUCCUCCUGCUCAUUCAGGCCCAGAAACAUGGGAAGCUUCAAAAGAGCAGCACCCAACAAUUGUGGGUUUAUGGAGAAUGUGAUGAUGGAGAACUUGAGCAUGGACAUGAUGGACAUUUCUUUCUGAUCACUCAUCUGCCCGAGAUUUGGAGGAAACAAAAACAAAAAAAAAUCCAAUUCCAUUUGUUGCUUUAACAAAAAUCAAAUUCCCUUUUACAGGGUCUUAUAUAUAUAUAUGGCAAUUGGGUCAUCAAGUAGUUUGUAUUCAGUAAUGUGGGUGCUUGAUAAUAAGAUUGUAAGAAAGAAAUAUGAGUUGGGUUUGUGUCUGUUGGAAAUGCCCUAAAGCCAAACAUGUGGCUUUUCAUUUUCUGUCAAAGUGAAGAUAUGUUUGUAACUUACACAGUUUAUUCAAUGAGACUCCCAGCAACUUGUUUUUGUGUUUA
Messenger RNA from Manihot esculenta (cassava), 1015 nucleotides. RefSeq lists its product as uncharacterized. The record is from RefSeq and is a predicted model, not a curated record. Lineage: Eukaryota; Viridiplantae; Streptophyta; Magnoliopsida; Malpighiales; Euphorbiaceae. The transcript is spliced from 3 exons. Bases 127 to 699 code for a protein of 190 amino acids.